Phyllotreta striolata is the source of this 2209-nucleotide messenger RNA. Lineage: Eukaryota; Metazoa; Arthropoda; Insecta; Coleoptera; Chrysomelidae. The record is from the annotation of a GenBank genome assembly.
AACCUUCAAUUUUAUGUUGUUUACCCCGACGAAAAUUUUCACCAAUCAAUUUUUUGUUUGACGAUAUUUGUUGAUUUUGUUUGUUUAGUUGAUAUGCCUUUAGAUAAUCCCCUAGCCGCUGAAAAACCCUGCGGAAUUUCAGCGCUGUCGAGCGAAUGGCAACAAAAAGCGGAAGAGGAAUUAAACGAGACUCCUGAGGUUUUUCAGCGAGAAUUGACCGCCUUGAAACGAAUGGUAGAAACAGUUAAAAAAGGAAAAAGAGCGUAUAUUUGCAUUGUGUAAUCAUUAAAAAAGCGGUUCGACGUCGCUUUUUUCGCUGAAACAUGAAGAUGAAUGAAAAGAAUUUCCAGGGUAAUUUGUUUUGUCUUAAGAAUUCCCCCAGGGGUCUUAUUAAAUUUAUAUUUUCUUUACAUUGACGUGGCCGAGACUGCGUGUUAUUCAGGCGUUUAUAAAAAUUAUCUCCGGUUUUGCGUUGGCGGAGAAAUUUAAUUUUUCUAGACAUUCAAAUUAUAUUUCGCGCAAUUCCAAUUUCACUAUACGACAGUUUUCAUUUGUAUUUCAGACGAUACUAAUUUAGUUGUACCGAAUUACGAUGAGUUUCUGGUCAGAUUUCUUAGAGCUAGAAAAUAUGACAGUACAAAGGCAUUUCAUAUGCUUCAAAGAUACUUUUUAAUGAAAAUUAAAUGUCCCGAGCUUUUCCAGUGCCCGUUGCCUUCUGAAUGUAAAUCGAUGUUCGACUUACAAGCACAGAAUAUGCUGUUACAAAGAGACCAAUUAGGUAGACGAAUUUUUAUUAUUAGAGUUGAUAAUUUCGAUUCUUCUAAAGUGACUAUAGAAGAAGUGUUUCGUACAAACGUAUUAGCUCUAGAGCAAAUCGUGAGGGAGCCGGAGACCCAAGUCGCUGGUUUGGUGGUGAUUUUGGACAUGGCGGGUUUGAGCUUGCAGCACGCCAAAUUUUUUACGCCCUAUUACGCCAAGAAGAUGGUCGAACUCGUGCAGGAAACAUUUCCCCUGAGAUUCAAGGGUUUCCACGUGGUGAACGAGCCGUUCUACUUCGACGCCGUCAUCACGGUGCUGAAGCCCUUUCUGAAGGAGAAAGUCAAAAAGAGAAUAAUUUUGCACGGCAACGAUUUGUCUUCUUUGCACGGCUUCAUUUCGACUGACAUUCUUCCGGCUGAGUACGGGGGAAGCGCCGGCAAUUUCGACAACAGGGCUUGGUACAUGAAAAUAUUAGCCGACGAAAGUUAUUUUAAAAAAGCGAGAGGUUUCGGCUAUAAAAUUGAUGAAAACGUCGUGGAAAAUUGAAAUAGAUUGUUUCUUGAUAACGCCGUAUACAUGAGGUAAUCAGAUUUUUCUAAUAAGUUCCUUAGAAAAUCAUUUUUAUGGAUUAGUUUCGUUCAAUUCAAGAUAUACUGAAGGCGCUAAUUAAUGGUAAUUAAAAAUUGUAGCGAUUUUUCACCAAACAUAAUUUGGUAUACAGUUACAAUUGAUUAAAAGUAGUAAAAAAAAUUUAAUUUCUUGUAUGCAUAAAGUUUAUUAUUGUUGCUAUCGAAUUAACUAAAUUUGAUGCACUGCCCUAAAAAAUAUUGUUAAUUUUAAAUAUACCUAAAUUGAUUUCUCCACUCUUUUGGAGUGUUUUUGUAUGUACCUAUAAUUGAGUUGAGUGCAGGUAUAAAUGUAAAUUUUCUAUGUGCUGAAUUUACGCCUACAUGCUUUCGAAUUUUCAAUGUUGAUCUUUAAUUUAUUAACAUGACGUUAUACAAGACACAUUUUAAAUAUUUAUUUUGUACUGUAAAGGUUGAUACGUUGUUGAAAUUGUUGAAUUUAUUAAGAUAUUUUUAUCGAAAAUGAUAGUUUAGGUAGAUAUACUUUUAAUCAUAUUUUUUGUUGAUAUUAAAAAGUUUAAUUAGUUCUUAUAGUGCUAAAGACUGUUAAAAAUUCAUGCAAUAAGAGGAAGAAAAUAAAUUGUUUGGAAAGUUUUUUACAAAAUUAAUUUACGAAUAGUUAAAAAAAUCAUUUAACAUCUUUUUCUCUAUAGUUCUAUACACUAAUAAUUUUAAUUUUCUUUUAAUAACCUACUGAUAUAUUAAACCAGUUAUUUGUUACUUCUAUAAACUAUUUUUUAGUUAUUAAAAGUUUUGUUUUAACAAAUUAGAACUUAAUUUAGUGCUCAAAAAUUAACUAUAGUAUUAAUGUCGUUAAAUAAAAU